This is a messenger RNA of Musa acuminata AAA Group (dessert banana), 1458 nucleotides long. Its product is annotated as probable WRKY transcription factor 48. Gene Ontology annotation, molecular function: sequence-specific DNA binding; DNA-binding transcription factor activity. Gene Ontology annotation, biological process: regulation of DNA-templated transcription. NCBI's taxonomy places the organism in Eukaryota, Viridiplantae, Streptophyta, Magnoliopsida, Zingiberales, Musaceae. The transcript is spliced from 2 exons. The record is from RefSeq and is a predicted model, not a curated record. Bases 147 to 1223 code for a protein of 358 amino acids.
ACGGUUAAAGAGAAACAAGGAGAAAAAGCUACGUCUUCUCUCUCUGUCUUCUCCGGUCUUCCUCUCUGUCUAGUUCCUAUCCGUAAGAAGCCAACCCUAACUCUCACGAGCGAGAGAGCAGGCGAGUACCUGCUGAUGCUGAUCAGAUGAUGAUGAUGAUGGAUAAGCGAGAUGAGGAGACGAUGGAGGAACCGGCCGCCGAGAUCCCGCUGCCGUUCUCCGCGCAGUCGCCGUCCACCUUUCCGCCCCCGAGAGGGACGUUCCUCGAUGCUGAUGGCGCGGACAGGGGCUUCCUCGAGCUGAUCGGCCUGCAGGAGCUGCACCAGUCGUCCUUCCUGUUCCAACAACCGGCCGCAAGAGCGACGUGUGUGGCGUCUGCUCCUCCUCCGGUCCAAGCGAAGUCCUCCGACGCGGUUAACUUCCCUGCGAACCCGUCGUCGAUGUCGUGCUCCUCGACCGAGACGGGCGCCAACCCGACCAAGCCCGCCACCGCGGGGGAGGCGAACGAGCAGGAGGCCGAGACGAAAGAGAGAUGCAAGGAGGAAGGAGGGAAGAAGAAGAAGAAGAAGGGGCAGAAGCCUCAGAAAGAGCCGAGAUUUGCGUUCGAGACGCGGAGCGAGGUCGACCACUUGGACGACGGUUACCGGUGGCGCAAAUACGGACAGAAGGCCGUCAAGAACAGCCGCUUCCCCAGGUAUUAUUUGCUCCCUCUGCCACUCCAUCUCCACCGCGCUACCCUAACUUGCUGCAAUCAUGGCCUGACGCUUCUUCUGUCGGCUCUCUGCUGCAGGAGCUAUUACCGCUGCACCAGCGCAACAUGCGGCGUGAAGAAGCGGGUGGAGCGGUCAUCGGACGAUCCCGCCGUGGUGGUGACGACGUACGAAGGGCAACACAACCACCCCAGCCCCGUCGUGCCGCGCGGCGCCCACCAUGCGCCACCUCCCCCGCCUCCGCUCCUCCCGGCGGAGCCGUCCAUGCCUCCCCCGCUUGGGUUUGUCUUUUCGCCGCCGGUGAACACGAAGGAGUUCCAACUCCCCCUGCUCAGCAGCUACCUCGCGCCUCCCCCGCUUGAUUUCAACCGUUCAGCCGCCCCACGGACCCUCGUGGUGACCUCCGAUCUCACCGCCUCCAUCGAGGGCCGCAAUCAGACGGCCGAGUCCGCGAUCAGGGACGACGGGCUGCUGCAGGACUUGAUACCGUCAGAGAUAAGAAAGGAGGAGUAGUCGUAGAGUUAUGGUACGUUGGUCGACCUUCUCCUGACAGAGAUUGGUGUUUUCUCCUCCAUUUUAGGAGAUUUUUCCUACAAUAUUUUCCUCUGACUCCGAUCAGUUGGAUAAAGAAAUCAUAGCCGUUCUUUCCCGUAUGCACAGAUUACCUACUGCUGCUGAUUAUGUUGUAUUACUUACUCUCGGUAACUCUCUGUAUAUUGAGUUGUUUAUCUAAACCUUUCAGUUGAAA